AUGGUCGGGGGUGCCUUUGGCAGCCAGAGCCUGUACAACCUUGGGGGGAGCAAGAAGAUCUCACUCAGUGUGGCCAGAGGUGCCGCCCAGCCUGGGAGCUCAGGGGGGGGCUGCUCGGGCACCUUUGGAGGGAGCCUGUGUCGGGCUGGGGGAAGGGGCAUGAGAGGUAGCCCUGGACGAGGCUCCUUCAGCAAUGGAGGGAGACCUGGUGGUUUGGGAGGCAUUCUCGGUGGAGCCGGGGGUCUUGGGGGUUCAGGGGGAUUUCCCCUCAGUAUCCAGGAGGUGACCAUCAACCAGAGCCUCCUUCAGCCCCUGAACAUGGGGAUCAGCCCUCAGCUCAGGGAGGUGAAGACCCAAGAGAAGGAGCAGAUCAAGACUCUCAAUGACAAGCUUGCCUCCUUCAUGGACAAGGUGCGCUUCCUGGAGCAGCAGAACAAGGUCCUGGAGACCAAGUGGAGCCUCCUGCAGGAGCAGGGCUCCGGUUCUAAUACCAACAACCACAGCCUUGAGCCUUUUUUUGAGAACUACAUCAGCAGCCUCGAGGCCUUCCUGGAUGGGCAGCACCUGGAGAAGGACAGGCUGCAGGGUGAGCUGAGGGGCAAGGAGGAGACGGUGGAAGACUUCAAGAAGAGGUACGAAGAGGAGGUCAACAAACGUACGGCCGUAGAGAGCAACUUCGUACUCUUGAAGAAGGAUGUCGAUGCUACCUACGUGACCAAAGUGGAACUGGAGGCCAAGGUGGACAGUGUGACCGAUGAGAUCAACUUCCUGAAGGCCCUCUACGAUGCUGAGCUGUCCCAGAUGCAGUCAGACACCAGCGACACGUCCGUGGUCCUGUCCAUGGACAACAACCGCUGCCUGGACCUGGACAGCAUCAUCUCCGAGGUCUGCGCCCAGUACGAGGCGAUCGCCCAGAAGAGCAAGGCCGAGGCCGAGGCGCUGUACCAGAGCAAGCUGGGGGAGCUGCAGACCACGGCUGGCAGACACAGGGAUGACCUGAAGAGCACCAAGAAUGAGAUCAUGGAGCUCAACAGAAUGGUCCAGAAGCUGUGGGCCGAGAUCGAGAGCGUCAAGAAGCAGAAUGCCAGCCUGCAGACGGCCAUCGCCGAAGCCAAGCAGCGCGGGGAGCUGGCCCUCAAGGAUGCCAAUGCCAAGCUUCAGGACCUCAAGGCCGCCCUGCAGAGAGCCAAGGAGGACCUGGCCCGGGUGCUGCGUGAGUACCAGGAGCUCAUGAACGUCAAGCUGGCCCUGGACAUCGAGAUCGCCACCUACCGCAAGCUGUUGGAGGGCAAGGAGUGCAGGAUUUCUGGAGAGUGCCAGAGUUCCGUGAGCAUCAAGAUGGUGCACACCAGCAGCGGCGGGGGCAGCAGCGGCGACAACGGCGGCAGAGGGGGCGCCCUGGGAGCCGGUGCCCUGGGAGGCAGCUCACUGGGAGGCGGCGCUGGGGCCGGCGGGGGCCGGGGCCGCGGGGGCCUGGGCUCGGGCGGGGGCUUGGUGGUGCGUGGGGGCUUCUCCGGUUCUGGGGGCUCCUGUGCCGUCAGCGGGGGCGGCAGCAACAGCUCAGGCCGCAUCUCGCAAAGCUCCUCCCAGAGCCAGCGGUCCCACCACAAAUUCUGA
Messenger RNA from Ailuropoda melanoleuca (giant panda), 1617 nucleotides. Its product is annotated as keratin, type II cytoskeletal 3-like. Gene Ontology annotation, molecular function: structural constituent of skin epidermis. The record is from RefSeq and is a predicted model, not a curated record. NCBI's taxonomy places the organism in Eukaryota, Metazoa, Chordata, Mammalia, Carnivora, Ursidae. Gene Ontology annotation, cellular component: keratin filament. Gene Ontology annotation, biological process: intermediate filament organization; keratinization.